CCAGUCAUGACAUUAGAGCGCUUCCUUGAGUGGCUGAAGACUCAACCACCUCUCAAACCAUACGACGCCGCCACAGAAGAUCCACCUGAUCACCCAUGGUUUCGCCUGCCAAAAGCUACUAUCGACGAAGGGCUCAAGGAUUUCUCACUUCUUGUAGUGCAUUGUCUCAAGGAUGCACCUCGGGAUGAUAAAGAGCUUCAGCAUGUUCUCCAGACAGCCAAGUCGCUAGCGCAAGUCCCUCUCGGGCCACCAGUAGCUGUUGCAUUCGUUGGCCCUCAAGGCGCAGGCAAAAGUUUGCUACUUUGUGCCAUUUUCGACAGUGAUGGGUUGUCCCUGACUGGUGCUGACGGUAAGGCCUGUACGAGCUCGAAGUAUUUCGGAGAAAUUCAAUUCCUGGACGCAAAGAGACUAGAGGCUAUGUUCGAUGAACUAUGCCGCCACUACUAUUUCUACCACCAUGCGGACGACGACUCAGAUGACGAAGACCUUGCUCCAUCAAAUGCUUCGGGACGUAAACAGAACGUGGAUGGGCUUAAGGAUACAGCAGAAGACAUUCUCACGGCCUUAUGGGGUUCUAAAGCUAGGUUUGAGGAGAACUGGAGUCCAGAAUCCUACAAGAGCGGAGAAUUUGUUCGACUCUGCCGGUUGAAGUUCGAGGAGGCGCUCCGGGCGGAGAACACCAGCAACCAAGGCAUAGCAACAAAGAUGGGAGUUGACCAGCAUGAGAUUCUUGGUCAUCUCAAGCCGUUCAUAACGCAGGUCAAGGGGAAGCAUUGCUUGUGGCCGCUCGUAGACGAUGUCAAGAUCAGCUUCCACCAUCCUUUGCUUGAGCAGAACCUCGAGAUUAUUGAUCUUCCCGGAUGCGGAGAUACGAAUGCUCAACGAGCCCGCCAUAUCGAGGACCUCAGAGAUCGCGUCAGUUUCGAAGUCAUCAUCGCUGACACUGCACGCAUCGAGUCUGAUCACAUGUUCAUAGAGCAAGCGCGCGCUGCUAUCCACCAACAUGGCACACACAACGUUCAGCUGGUGGCGACCAAGAUAGAUGCGCUGGAUGCAAAUCAACUUAUGCAGUAUACCGGCGAGCCAUACGACACAAUCAAGCGCUACAUCAAGGAGAUAGACGAGAAAGAAGAACAAGCAAUGGAUGAUGAAGACGUGGAAACCAUGAUACUGCGCGAUCGACUCAGGAAAUACAAAGCGUAUCUUAUGCGGAGUCUGAAACAACACAAGGUAGCGGAGCGUGCCGAAGCAAUAUCUCAAGGUAUCAACGCCAAACUUCAAGGUCGAACGGCAGCAGCACCCUCUCUGUACCACUCAUCGGCAUUCGAGUACAUGGAGUGGACGACCAAACUCAAGAUCAAUUACUCAAAUCAGCCCGCUCUGUCACCGGAGGAGACUGGUAUAACUCAGUUGCGAAAGAAGCUCAAAUCUCUACCAGCUGAGCAAAAUUUGAAGGGAUACGACGAUCACCUCCACUACGGUCUACAAACCCUCAUUAAUAAGGCAAAACGGACCGUGCAGCAACAAGAUCGCGAUGAUAGUUUCCGAACCAUCGCUGAUGCUAUCGAGCUUCUGGGAAAGAAAUUCCUCGUACGGCUUCUGACAGAACUCAAGACAGCUUUCCAGAAAAUCUCUGACAAGAGUAUUGCGAAACUCAAUCCAGAUGUACCGACUUUCAAGAGCAGGGUGGAGGGGAAAAUAGAGAAUGACUGGUGCAACCUCAAGUUUUUCGCCUUCAACCGCGUUUUGAAAGGACGAGGCAUAGUUGCGAAGGGUGUGACUCAAGCCAAGGGGCUUGAACAGGGUCGAAACUGGAAUCGAGAGCUCUCCGAAGUACUUGCGCCAGGAUUUAGCAAGUGGUACAACGCACAUAUUGCCUCUAUGGAGCCAAUGGAAAGCGCUUUGCGCGUGGCUGUAGACCAGCUGCAUCAAUAUACCAUAGCGACAAUCGAUGAGUCGACUGCAAACAUCGUCACGAUUGAUCAGGCCAAGAAGAGAUGGGGUCCUUACCGAGAGAAGAUCCAGGCUAGGAUGAUGAUACUAAUGGCUGAGGUACGAAGGAUUGAAAAGCGCACACUCGACUGGGCAACAAUGCAAUCCGCACAGUACAACAACCUUGUCGGCUCUAUCACGGACGCCUGGUACGACGACAUCUUUCAUGCUGCUCCAGCACUCAAGCCUGCUGUUCCCGGAAAAAAGAAGCAGUACGUGAAGCCAGGAAAGUUUCAAUACCAGAAGGACCGCAUGGCCACCCAUUUUGUCAAAUCCAAGGAUCCGUUCGUGGAUCGAGCUCUCAACCAAUUCCAGGGGCAGUUUGACGAAGAUAUCAAAGAAUUGCUCGACAAGCGUUUUGCGGAUGUUACCAAGCAACUAGAAGAUUUCGCGAACUAUCUUAGAGGCAAGGCGCCCUUAGAUUACGUGAUGACAUACGACGGCGUGGCUAUUCGGGCACAGUUGGAACAGUUAAUUCCUGGAUUGGAGGAGAAAGCUAAUAACCUCCGGGCACUUCUUCCCCAGCGCGUGAAAGAGGAGGAGCACACAGCGAGAUGCGACUCUACUACCGUUAUUGACGUCAAAGACGGUACCGCGGAAUUCCAAGCUAUCUACGAAAAUGUGGCCAAGCAGAAGCAGCAUGAUCAGGCCCGGGGUUCCAAGCGCGGCAUCGAGCGCGCACUUGAGUCACGAGCAAAGCGCACCAGAUACGAGCGCUCAUGAUUAUCACCCUCAUCAACACACUCUUGAGAUACGCGCGGUAGCUUGGUCCACCUGGCAACACAACUGCUUCCGCCAACAAACGAUGCUACAUUGCUACUACGUUAUCGCUUUGCCGAUAGCCUCGAACUCCUAUCGGAGCUGAAUCUUCUCCAGAUUUUUCUCUUCUCUGCUGCUGCAAUCUGAUUUAGAGGGCUAAAGGCCUGCUGGACUAUGCCAUUAUGGCUGGACAUCAAGAAAGGGGGUUGCAGCAUACGAACUUGCAUCGCGCUUGCGUGGGGAGCUGAUAUAUUUUCAUCAUGCUGCAUCCAUACUGCCCGGGCUAGCUUUUCUGCGUUUCUUAUUCAAUAUUCUUUGAUACGUCUUGAUCUCCUUGGGAGAUAUCAGAGACGGUACUCCUGCC
Messenger RNA from Cucurbitaria berberidis CBS 394.84, 3115 nucleotides. RefSeq lists its product as uncharacterized. The coding region runs from base 7 to 2715 and encodes 902 amino acids. The transcript is spliced from 3 exons. The record is from RefSeq and is a predicted model, not a curated record. Lineage: Eukaryota; Fungi; Ascomycota; Dothideomycetes; Pleosporales; Cucurbitariaceae.